AUGCUCACUUGCAGGGUUCUGCCCCUGGAGGGGUACUCUCUCCUUUCCGCCGCCGCAGCUCGCCGGAGCGUCGCCAGAAUCCGGUGUGGAUGGCCCUUGAGUUCAUCCCAGCUUCCUGGCUCCUGCGCGGCCCCCUUCCCUCGUUUGGGGUACCCUGGGAGGGGGAGCUUAUCCAGCUAUUCGUCCUCGGAAGCCGCUGCUGCCGCCGAUCAACUGGAGGAGGACUUGUCACAGGACACCGUCGAGGAGCUGCUCGUGAAGGCGGACAAGAUCAAGGGGCUGAUGAAGAUGGAGAGGAGAUCGGACGUGGAUGGGGGAGGGGCGAGGAGGGGUAGCAGGUGGUUCCCGUAUCUGGAUGCGUACCGAGCGGGGACGGGGACGGUGACGAGCCGUGAGGUGGUCGAGGUCGUCGAGCCUUACAUAAUGGAUUCGAGGAAGGAGAGAAUGAAGAAGGUUGUGGGCGGCCGGAGCUACUCGAUUUGCUUGGUCAUCGAGGGUCUGACGGACUUCGGGAACGUCUCCGCCGCCUUCCGAUCGGCGGAUGCGUUAGGGAUCCAGUCGGUGCACGUCAUCUCCAACGUGCAAAGCAGAAGGUGCUCCUGUGAGGUGAAAAGCCUCGUGGGCAUUCUCUCCCUUCCCUGGGUCUUUCUCGUUGAUGGGUCUGGCUUAGAAUCCGACCAUCCCCCACCCCUGUUCUUCGGAAUGAUCGUAUGAUUGUGUGACUCCCGUCUGUGACACGUGCGUUCAGGUACCGUGACAAUCGCCAUGUUAGCAUGGGAGCGGAGAAAUGGCUCGAUAUAGAGAUAUGGAGCUCAGCCACGGAGUGCUUCAAGGUUUUGAAAUCUCGCGGCUACCGCAUUGCAACUACUCAUCUGGGAACCGGCACGGUACCUUCUUCUCUCACACGUUCUAAUGGCGUGGAUCUUCUUCUGCUGGAUCAUUUAAUAUAGCCUGGUUGACAGUAAUCCAUCCCCGUGAGCAUUUGGUAGCUAAUAUUUUUUUGUCAACUUUCAAUCACUGCGGACUGGAGUGCAUAAGAUUGUUUGGCAAUCAUGCACAUAUUAUACAAUUAUUAUUAAUUAAUUUUAUGAUGUGUUCCGUGAGAAUGCAACCUCUGCGGAAUUGUGUGUGGACCUGCAUUUAUUGCUUACAUUUUAGGAUUAUUGCUGGCAUUUCCCAGCAACCAUGGUGUGCUAAGCUUGGGACUUUGUCCAUUUCAGAAAUGCCAAUAACUUGGGUCUGCUUCCAGUUCUUAUACCUUGGUCUCCUCCUUUCAUGCCUGUAAUGCCUUUUUUACAGUCAGUUGAGUUGCAUUCCCUGAUCUUUUUGAAAUAUGCCUGAUUUUCCUCAUAAGUUCACGAAAUUAGACUAAUCUUUCUGUCUCGUGAUUCACAUAUCUUUAUCUUGAUAUUCAAUUGAAUUUUAUUUCUUCUUGUUCUAUGUGCUCUGCAGGCAUCGAUAUAUGACGUGGAUUGGUCGAGUCCAAUGGCGAUAGUCAUCGGAAACGAACAAAUGCAAGUGCCAUCUAUCAGAUAGAUCUUUCUUUACCUUUAGUAUUAUGCGCAAUAACCCUACCCCUUAUUCACAUCAAUCUGGAUCACCCCCACCCACCACCCAGCAUUAUUUUGAUUCCGGUGUUAACUCGAAGUUGCUGAUUUCAGGGGUAUAAGCCAAGAGGCUUUAGAGAUUUCAGACUUGCACUGCAGCAUUCCCAUGAAUGGGAUGGUGGAUUCCUUCAAUGUUUCAGUUGCAGCAGGCAUCCUCAUGCACCAUGCUGUCUGUGAUAAAGUUUCCCGUCUGGUAAGCCUCACUGAGCAAUAAAUGAUUCAAACAAGUUACUAUGCAAUGAACCUGGGGAAUUUUACGCAAAUGUAAAACUGAAAUUGAUCCGAUUAGGCUGCAUUGAUUCCCAUUAGUGAUCACGGAAUCAAGCCUAGUGUGUCAUGUGCUAGAUGAACUGGAUCUUAAUAGGUUGCAUUUCCUGGACUCAUAAAAGGUAAGAAUAGUCCCAUAUUGAUUAUUUAAGACAUGCCCGCAUAUGCUUGUUGGUUUUGAGUCGGAUAGCUCAACGAUUCUAUCAUGGCAUCAGAGCAGAUCGUGGCAAAACCUAAAAUUCAGGGGGGGCAUGUUGAUAUUAGUCCCCCGUUGGUCGCGUUAGUAUUGAGUAGGAUGUGGGGGUUUAAUGUUCCAAAAAAUGUGGAAAUUUGUAUGAUAUCCUUCUUGGUAUGAUCUCACAUCUCCAUACGGGUGGCAUAGAGAGAAGGAUCUGUUCUUUUCUUCUCUUAGACGGACAGAGCUUCUUCCUCAGCUGAAUGGAGGGCAACAGACUUCUGCCUAGAUAUCUAUCCCCUGGCAUUUGAACUCGAACUGCCUUUGCAGUGCAGACCCUACAUUCACAUCAAUUCACACAUAUUUAUGUGUAUAUGCAUAAUUAUGUAUAUAUGGUGAGAUGGUUUUUAGGUGGUGGAAGAUGAAUCAGGGAAACGUGUAGGAUCUGUUUGUUUUGCUGAUGGGUUUCUUAUUAUCUAAUUUUUUGUGGAACAAAUCCAGCGAUUAGUGCUUGUAGACUGUUUCUUUGAUCUCAAUGAUUUUGCCCAGAAGAUAUAGAACCAGUGGUUUGAUCUACACAUUCCCCACUGAAGCUCCAAUGCCAAAUGCAGGGUUCUCACGGUGAUCUGACGUCCGCUGAAAGAGAAAUCUUGCUGGCAGAGUUCUUCCUGAGACACAGGGACAGCACAGCCAACAUCGUUGAGCAGUAUGCCAGACACAGGCGAGGCUAG
Messenger RNA from Spirodela intermedia, 2780 nucleotides. The record is from the annotation of a GenBank genome assembly. NCBI's taxonomy places the organism in Eukaryota, Viridiplantae, Streptophyta, Magnoliopsida, Alismatales, Araceae.